Molecule: messenger RNA, 2680 nt
Organism: Eruca vesicaria subsp. sativa (arugula)
Lineage: Eukaryota; Viridiplantae; Streptophyta; Magnoliopsida; Brassicales; Brassicaceae
Source: the annotation of a GenBank genome assembly
GGCCCAGCCCUAAAAAUCUCCGGGUCGGGUACGAAAAAUCCAAGUCUCUGCGGCGGCCUUCUCUCUCCCAAAAUCGCAGGUUUGUGUUCGAUCUCGGAGCUCAGACAACUCGAAUGACCUAAUUCUCACCGUGGGAUUCUUAUUCACUCUAAAAAUCUACUCUCUUUUCCGGUGAAUUCAUCUCUGCAACCCUAAUUUCGUGGGAAUUCUGCAGUCUCAAAGUUUGCACACUCUCUGAAUCGAUCGAACAAAGGUUCCGUCGUGAAAUUAGGGUUUCUCAGGCUUUUAUAGGUGGAGGUUAUUCUUACAGUGUGAUUUGAAGUAGAGAAGUAAAGAAAGGCGUCAAAUUUAGGUUUUUUUUUUUAAAAGUACAUGUAUGGCUUCGGAGCCUGUUAACGGAGAAGGAACAGGUGGAGGAAGAGAGAAGCAGAGCAUUAGAGUUUACACUAGGAAGGGAAAAGGUCAGAGGAAACAGUCACCGUUCUUUGCCUUCGCCACCAGUAAAGAGGAAAAACCAGAAGGGAUUCUAGAAAAUGAGAAAGAAAACAAUCAUGUGAAUCCUCCUGAAGAGGUUGCUCUUGAGACAAAGUCCCAGGAAGACGUUGAGGAUAGUGUAGCUAAAGACUCAACUAAAGCACCUUCUGAAGAAGUGAUUGAUAAGCCUCUCGUGGAAGCGUUUUCUCAAGCUGAACCUCAUGAUGAUGGUGAUGUCAGUUUGGCCGCUACUGAUAAGAGCGUUAUUCAAUCUGUACCAGUUCCUUUCGUUCAGGAUGAUGCGAACACUGUUGUAGGCGAGAAUCUUGUGGAAGUACCCUCUCAAAGCUACAAAACUCAAGAUGAUGUCAAUACAGUGGCUGUCGAUGAGAACUCUAUAAAAGAACCUCUUGAAGGAGAUGUUACUACCGUGGUUGUUGACAAGAAGGCUAUUGAAGCACCUUCUCAAACUCCAUCCGUGGAAGAUAUCAGUACUGUUGUUGUUGACAAGAAUCCUAUUGAAGUGUCUUCUGAGGAGCAUGUCCACGUGGUAGAUGGAGUAAAAGAAGCUCAUCCUGAAAACCUUCCGGAAAGAGAUGGCCCUGAUGCCCAACAGUCAGCAAGGCUUACCUCUGAUUCUGCUGGUGAAAGUAUGCCAAUGGAGGAGGCCGUAGAUGGACGGAUAAAGAUACAUGUAGCCUCCAAAUCGAAGCAACAGAAAGAGGAGAUUAGGAAGAAGCUUGAAGAUCAGCUUAACGUGGUCAGAGGUCUGGUAAAAAAGAUAGAGGAUAAAGAGGGCGAGAUUGGUGCAUAUAACGGCUCUCGUGUUUUGGCUAACACUGGUAUUAAUAACGGAGGAGGAAGGAUUCUCUCAGGUUUUGCUUCAGCUGGACUUCCUCGUGAGGUCAUCAGAACACCAAGGCCUUUAAAUCAACUAAGUAUAUCCGUGUUGGAGAAUACUCAGGGGUUCAAUGAGCAUGUGGAGAAAGAGAAACGAACACCUAAGGCAAAUCAGUUUUAUAGAAAUUCGGAGUUUUUACUUGGUGACAAGUUGCCACCCACAGAGAGUUACAAGAAAUCAAAAUCAAGUGCAAAGAAGCACGGAGGGGAGGUUGGUCAUGGUUUUCGUGCAGGCUCUAAAGUCUUCAAGAAUUGCAGUGCUCUACUUGAAAGGCUGAUGAAGCAUAAGCAUGGUUGGGUGUUCAAUGCUCCUGUAGAUGUGAAGGCUCUAGGUUUGCUUGAUUACUUUACCAUUAUCGAGCACCCGAUGGAUUUGGGAACUGUCAAGUCUGCAUUAACAAGAAAUGUGUACAAGUCACCAAGAGAAUUUGCCGAGGAUGUUAGACUUACUUUCCACAAUGCCAUGACUUACAAUCCACCGGGACAGGAUGUCCAUAUCAUGGCGCAAGUGCUAUUACAGAUGUUUGAGGAGAGAUGGGCUAUCAUUGAGGCAGACUAUAAUCGUCAAAUGAGAUUUGUCACUGAUUAUGAGAUGAAUCUUCCAGCUUCUACAAUGAGGUCUAGACUUGGUCCUACGAUGCCACCACCACCUAUUAAUGUGAGGAAUACAAUUGAUAGAGCAGACUGGAGUAGUCAUCAUCCUGACUUGCAGCAUCCAAAACCAACAACAACGCCUGGCAGAACACCGACCAGCACAACACCGUCUGGAAGAACACCUGCUCCGAAGAAGCCAAAGGCAAACGAACCAAAUAAAAGAGAUAUGACGUAUGAAGAGAAGCAGAAGCUUAGUGGCCAUCUGCAGAAUUUGCCUCCAGAAAAACUAGAUGCAAUUGUACAAAUCGUGAACAAGAGGAACACUACUGUGAAGCUACGGGAUGAAGAAAUUGAAGUCGAUAUAGAUAGUGUUGAUCCGGAGACCCUGUGGGAGUUGGACAGAUUUGUAAUCAACUACAAAAAGGGUUUGAGCAAGAAAAAGAGAAAAGCUGAGCUAGCUAAUCAAGCUAGAGCAGAGGCCGAGAGGAAUGGCCAACAGCAGAUGGCUCAAGCACCAGUGGCACAUGAGUUUUCUAGGGAGGGUGGCAACACUGCUAAAAAGACACUUCCUACACCAUUACCUUCUCAAGUGGAGAAGCAAAACAAUGAGACAAGCAGAUCAAGUAGUUCAAGCAGCUCUUCCAGUAGUUCCAGCUCUUCUAGUGAUUCGGACAGCGAUAGCUCUUCGUCAUCUGGAUCAGAUCAGACUUAA